AUGCCCCGGCUUCAUCGACUCGUGGCGGUGCCGCUGCUGUUGCUGCUCUGUUGGUUGCGGUGCUCCUUGGGCUUCGUGGAGCAUCGCUGCACUUUCGACGAGCGGAUGCGGAGUGCCGGUGCUUUGCCGGUGACGCGUGAGCUGCCCCGGAAGGGGCAGGGCGCGUGGGAGGCCUACACCGCCGGUGCGUCGUCGUGGGAGCCGAUACGCAUUAAAGCUUUCACGGAGGACAUGAAGAGUGGGCUCCGCUACUGCACCGCCGCGGGAGACCUGCGUCCAGACUUUGAGGGCGGCAUCGCGGUGUGCAGGGGGGAGCACGUCCUCACCCCAGAGAAGAAGGCGCUUCUCGUUGCGCAGCUCCUACCGGAGUCGAUUCAGCUACACGCCAACCGCCUGCUCGUGCGCCCAAUGGGCCUGUUCUUUGUGCAGCGGUUUACCGUUGGCGCCUGCGCCUUUUUCACGGUCCCCGAGGAGCACCACACGGUGGGGGUUGUUGGCGCCGACUUCGUCCUCUACGUUGCCGCCGGGCCGACGAUGGGCGCCAAUGUGGCGUGGGGCGCCCCGUGCUCCGUCACGGAAGAGGGGCGGCCCGUCGUUGGGGCGUUGAACUUUGGUCCGCAGCACAUCUCUACGAAGCGGGGCCUGGCGCGCGCCGCCGCACACGAGAUUGCGCACACCCUUGGCUUCUCCGCUUACCUCUUCGCCGAGCGCAGCAUGGUCACCGCGCUGCGGAACGUUCGCGGCAAAGCCGCCGUCGUUGCGGUGUCCUCAAAGCGGACGCUUGCGGCGACGCGGCGGCACUUUAACUGCGCUGCCGCCCCUGGCAUGGAGCUGGAGGACGAGGGUGGGGAGGGGACGGCGCAGUCGCACUGGGAGCGGCGCAACGCGAAGGACGAGCUGAUGGCGGGCGUUGCAGGCGUCGGCUACUACACGGCACUGACGAUGGCGGCCUUUGAGGACACCGGCUUCUACCGCGCCAAUUGGGGCAUGGAGGAGCCGAUGGCGUGGGGCAACAGCACCGGCUGCGAGUUCCUGCAGGAGGCAUGCGUGCAAGACGGCUCCACAAGGUAUCCUGACAUGUUCUGCACCGGCGUUUCCACGCACUUUAGGUGCACGUCGGACCACCUGGCGCUGGGGGUUUGCAGCCUGACCGCCUUCCAGCAGGCGCUUGCGCCGCCGUACAGGUACUUUGGGAACCCCGCGGUUGGCGCCCCUCAGCACGAGCUGACAGAUCGCUGCCCCGUCAUCGCCCCGGUCGCAGGCGGCGGCUGCACCACCCUCCUGAACACCGUCCCUGGGAGUCGCGUGGGGUCGAACUCGCGCUGCGUGGACGGCAGCUCGCUUCACGUCCACGCGGUGGAGGUUGGGGCGGUCUGCGUGGAGGUGUCGUGCGAGGGUCCGCGCACGCUGCGGGUGCGGCACGCCGGGGAUGAGAGGUGGCACCUGUGCCCGGAGGGAGGCACGCUGCGGCCGGGCCCGCCCUUCACCGCCGGCCACAUUGUCUGCCCAAAGUACGCGCGGGUCUGCGCCACGGUGGCUGGGGGCAGCGUCGCCGUCGUGGGCGAAGGCGACGCGGCGCAGCGCGUGCAGAGCUCCGCAGCAGACGACGCCCACCGCGACAACGUCUUCCGGCGCGAGGCAUUCCCACAGCGGCGCAGCGUUGUGCAACGCGCCGAGGGGGAUGCGAGCGGCGUCGCCGGCGCCCCUACCCUGCCGUGGCUGCUGCUGCUCUCUCUGUUGUGCGCCGUCCGCUAA
Molecule: messenger RNA, 1755 nt
Organism: Trypanosoma conorhini
Lineage: Eukaryota; Euglenozoa; Kinetoplastea; Trypanosomatida; Trypanosomatidae
Product: putative surface protease GP63
Exons: 1
Coding region: 1-1755 (584 amino acids)
Biological process (GO): cell adhesion; proteolysis
Cellular component (GO): cytoplasm; membrane
Molecular function (GO): metalloendopeptidase activity
Source: RefSeq, a predicted model, not a curated record